CGGCGCCCCGCGCCUUUUCCGGGAAGCGCUGGCUGGGGCAUGGCGCGGGCAGUGCUGGCGCUGGGCGAGGCGCUGCAGGCCGAGGCUACCUGCCCUGUGUGCCUGGAGCUCUUCUCCCAGCCCCUCGUCACCGAGUGCGGCCACAGUUUCUGCGGGCCCUGCCUGGCGGCCGUGCUGGGGUCGCCGCCGCGUCCCGCCGCCUGCCCGCAGUGCCGCGCCCCCGUGGCGCCGGGCUCGCUGCGGCCCAACCGCGCGCUGCGCGCAGUGGCCGAGCUGGCCGAGGCGCUGGGGGACGAGGCGCGGCGGCCCCGCUGCCCGGCGCACGGCGAGACCCUGGGGCUCUUCUGCGAGAGCUGCCGCACCCCGCUGUGCUCCCUGUGCCGGGAGGGCUCCCCGCACCGCCACCACCGCGCCCGCCCCGCCGAGGAGGCCGCCCCGCUGCUCCGGGAGACGCUCCAGACUAACCUGGUUUUUCUACAAAAAGAGAAAGAAGAAUUUAAACCCAAAGGAGAAGAGAAAAUUUGUGACCUGCUGGAGAAGGUGGCCUCGGAGCGGCAGAAGCUGAGAGGCACCUUUGAGCAGCUGCAGCAGUUCCUGCGGGAGCAGGAGGAUGUCCUGCUGGCCCAGCUCGAUGGGGUGCAUGGGGACCUCACCAAGAAGCGCCACGAAUACGUUUCCAGUGUUUUGGAGAGGAAAUCGCUGCUGGACACGCUGAUUGCAGAGAUAGAGAAGAAACGUGACCAGCCAAUGGUUGAGUUCCUUAUGGAUGUUGGCAAAACCCUGAGCAGCUGUGAGGCAGCAAAGGCCCCGAUGCCGGAGCUGGUUUCCCCAGGGCUGGAGAGGACUGUUAAGAACCUCUUUGAGAUGAGCCAGCUGGUCAUGGGUGUGGUGGCCCAAUUCAAAGUGAACCUGCUGAGCACGAUGGACAGAGAAAGGGUGGAGGUGACACUGGACCCAGAGACAGCAAGCCCGUACCUCGCUCUCUCAAAGGACUGCAGAACCGUGCGGCUGGGAGAUAGACAUCAAAACCUCCCCAACAACCCCAAGAGAUUCACAGGCAGCCCUAGCGUGCUGGGCUCCCAGGGAUUCACGUCUGGGAGGCAUUACUGGGAGCUAGAGGUAGGGGAUGGGGACAGCUGGGCUGCAGGGGUGGCUGUGGAGUCUGUGCGGAGGAAGGACUCACUCACCAUGGCCAUGGGGAAGAUCUGGGCCCUGCGGCGGGACUGGGAUCGCCAGUACACGGCACUCCACAUGCCCCCUUCCCCGCUGGCACUGAUGGAAGAAGCCCGGAGAAUCAGGGUCCACCUGGACUAUGAAGAGGGCCAAGUGAUCUUCUACAAUGCAGAGAACAUGGUGGAGAUCUUGCAGUUCAAGGCCUCCUUCACUGAGAAGGUCUUCCCGUAUUUUUGGCUCUGGUCACAAGAAACCUAUAUCCAGCUGUGUUCCUGAUAGGGUCAGAUGUCUCCCGGUCCCCUGCCUGUUCCCUUGGCGAGCUGAGCAGGCAAGAGGUGUGGGAAUGACAUAGCAUUGCAUUGCAAACUUGCUGCAGCUCUGCCUGGCCUGGAUCCCCUCUGCACGUUGCUGCAUCUCCUCCUGCCAAGUCCUUUGGAGCAUUAAAGAUGUAUUGUCCUGCC
Molecule: messenger RNA, 1634 nt
Organism: Falco peregrinus (peregrine falcon)
Lineage: Eukaryota; Metazoa; Chordata; Aves; Falconiformes; Falconidae
Product: E3 ubiquitin-protein ligase TRIM7-like
Exons: 7
Coding region: 40-1449 (469 amino acids)
Molecular function (GO): protein binding; zinc ion binding
Source: RefSeq, a predicted model, not a curated record